This is a messenger RNA of Colossoma macropomum (tambaqui), 3258 nucleotides long. RefSeq names its product zinc finger and SCAN domain-containing protein 21-like. The record is from RefSeq and is a predicted model, not a curated record. The transcript is spliced from 3 exons. Bases 257 to 1348 code for a protein of 363 amino acids. Gene Ontology annotation, cellular component: nucleus. Lineage: Eukaryota; Metazoa; Chordata; Actinopteri; Characiformes; Serrasalmidae.
UGUAAACAAGGUAUUUAACGAAAAGCGUCUUAACACAAAUUUAACGUUGUUUUUUAGGGUUAAAAUCGUUUUAAUCAUCCUGACGGCGUUCUGUAGGCGCUGAAAAGGGUCCUGAUCCUAAUAUUUCCCUGGUGAAUUUUGUUCCAGCCCUGGGUCCCGGCAGGCCAAAGAGGGAUCACUUGGAUCCAGGAGAAACUCUGUCUUUAAAACACAGGACUGGGCCCCACCUGGGGAAGGAUACGGAGCUCACUGGUGAAUGACAGGAUCUGAACUGUGUAUGGCGAUGAGUUGUUUGGCACAUGUUAAGAAGGAGGAGGAUUCUAUAUUCCUUCAACCUGUUAAAGAAGAGCAUGUGGAGACAGAACUGUGCCCUUCCUUUAUAGACUUCAUCUUCAAGCAGGAGGAGGAGGUGGAGUCCAAACCUGAUGUAGUAAAGGAAGAGUUUUUCAACUCGACAGCCAAAAAAGAGGAACCUUCAGAACUUAUAGUUACACCUCUUCUGGAUUCCACCAGUCAGAUUCCAGAAACAGAGAAUUUGAAUCAUCAUAUUUCUUCCCUUGAGUUCAUCAGAGAUGGUUUGCCCACACAGAGAAUGCAGCUCCGACAGAGAAGCAGUAGAGAAAAGACUGUGCUUAGUCCUUCAAUAACAGGGAGAAGGGAGGGCACAUCACCUCCCUACCAGUCGGAAUCAGAAGAAGAUGAUACAAGUGAUCCAAACUGGAGACCACACAAGGUUCUCCCUUUGACCACACAAGCUUCCGAUAUGCAUGUCUUAAGGAGACCUUGUGUCCAGCCUAGAAAUUCCAAUGACACCAAAGCAGUCAAUGAAAAACCUGAUGCAAAUUCAGUGAAUAUCUCAUGCUCUCCAUAUUUACCCACAGGCUCAGAUAUGAAGCAAAGCAGUGAGAAGAAACCAGGUAGGAAGAAAGCUAAGCAGAGCACACCUACAGUGAAAUCGAGUAAUCCACGCAAGCACACAUGUGAAACUUGUGGCAAGGCUUUCCUCUCCAAACGGGACCUGAAACGCCAUGAGCAUACCCACACAGGAGCCAAGCCGUUCACCUGCAGCGUGUGUGAGCGCAGCUUCAACGACCAUGGAAACAUGCGCAAGCACAUGGCAGUUCAUACUGGGGCCCAGCCAUACAGUUGUAGCCUCUGUGGAAGGGCCUUUUCAGAAAGUGGGAACCUCAGGCGUCAUGAGUUUUACGUUCAUGAGAUCAGAGGAAAAGACCAUCGCCAGUGGGAGCCUCUCUGGCACCAGUGCACGGCCUGCCACCGGACAUUCAAAUACCAAAAAAGCCUAAGCCGUCACAUGAGAUUGUGGUGUCAUACAAAGAAGGACAGAUGAAGGCAAAAAUAUGUGGAGAAAGAAGGGAACGCAAAACAAGUGGAGAACAAUGAGCGUUGAAAAUUGUGGAGAUCGUAAAGGAAUAUCUCAGCCAUACAUGCUAAUGUUGUUAACAGUGAAGGGAAGCUAUAAGCCAACAAUCAGUAUAUUAUUCUCAGACGGCUGUUUGCUUUUGUUAAUUAUUGGCAACAUGAGCUUUAUUGAAUGAACCAUUCCUCUACGUGUUCUGCUGGACUGACCACUUCAUUAUCUACACCUGAUUUGAUGAAUGGGCUAAAGAAAGGCUAACAAUAAUCAAGAGCACCACAGGAACUAUGCAGAGCAGGCAUUAUUUGGGUGGUUGAUCAUUCUCAGCAUUGCAGUGACACUGACGUUGUGGUGGUGUGUUAGUGUGUAUUGCGCUGGAAUAAGUGUAUCAGAUCCAGCAGUGCUGCUGGGGUUUUUAAACACUGUCUACUCUAUUGGACCCUUCUACCCUGUUGGUCCACCUUAUAGAUGUGAAGUUAGAGACAAUAGUACAUCUUUUGCUGCACAGUUUGCAUUAGUCAUCUUCUAGUCCUUCAUCAGUGGGCAUUUUCUGACCACAGGACACUGUUGGCUGGAUGUAUUUUGGUUGAUGGACCGUUCCCAGUCCAGCAGUGACAUUGAGGGGUCCAUUGAUGAACAAGGUCAAGAAAGACUAACAAAUUAUGCAAAUAUGAAGCAGAAGGCUUUGAUCUGAUUGUAGAGCUACCGAUUGCACCUGUAUGGUCUGUAAAGCUGACAGUGGCCAGUGAGUUUGCUCCACUUUAGAAUUCUGAUGUUUUAAACUGAUGUUUUUAGAUUGUUUGCUGUUGGAUCUUCACUACAGUAGUAGUCAAAUGUUCGGGCCUGACAAUGUAUGGUUUUCAUAGUAUUAGCCAUUUUGAUCUAAAGUCAGACUAAAGCUCUGCUCGAGCUGGAUUAGUUUUAGCAGUGAAAAUCACAUUUGUAAGGGAUUCGACCACCCAGUUCAUUUGGGAUGUAUGUGUGUAAUAAGUGUCUGUGUAAUUUCCCCAAGUUACCUCAGAUAGUCCAGAUUAAAACAUCAUAGCCUGGAUCAAUACAUCAUGGCCUGGAUGUUCACUUCAGCAUUAAGAUUAGAAAAAAUUGCAUCCAAACAAACCACCAAAACAAACUUGGAGAUAAUACCAGAUAGAACAGCAUCAGGUUAGUAAAGUGGGCUCAUUUAACUUAACAAAUAUCACAAAUAUUGAGCAGCCUAGAAGGUGCUCUGCAUUGUGGCAGGUACUGUCAGAUAUUUAAUUUCAUUCUCCUUCUAGUUAACAACUAAAUCUUUUAUAUUACAGUAGUCCUAUUUGAAUUUGAGGAUAACGAAAAUGUGCCAAGAGCUCAAUUUUUGCAGCCAAGUUUGUCUUCCAGUCACUAAAAAUUCAGAGGUGCUGAUGUCUGUUACCAGAAUUUAUUACAUUGCCAUGAAGUCAAUUUAAACAGGAUUACUAUUGCUGAAGAAGCUUCCAGUUUGCUGAAUUUUAGGAGGUUAUUCACUCAGGAAUUAUUACUUAGCAGACUUGUGAAAAUUACAGACGUGGCAGAUUCGUACUGGAUUGAAAUCACACAUCCUCAGUAAUCACUCAGAUUACAGCACCUCCCCAGGUAAAACUAAUCCAGCUCCAGCAAGGCUUAAGGCUAGUCCUAAUCAUUUUGAUUUAUGCUUAAAUACUAAGACAAAUCUUGACCCCAAAGAAGUGUUUUUCAUCUGUGAACAAGUGCUCAGCAUAUGUGAAAUUUCUUCAAGCCUGUUGAGCCUUAUUUUAUUUAUUUUUUUAAUCAGAGGACAAAGUCUAUAUUUGUAAUUGUACUGAAGUUGUGAGGGUCUAUGUAUAUAUAUAUGUGUGUGUGUGUGUGUGUGUGUAUAUAUAUAUAUAUAU